UGAUAAUAAUACUAUUUUAUCCAAUGAGACGACUAUCAUGUAGUAUAUAUACGCACACACUUAUAGAUAUGAUUGUUAAAUUCAUGGUCGUCUUCUCGUCUUCAUUAAAUAACCCAAAAUCAGUUUCAGCGCAAAGCCUUUAAUCUCAACAGUCUCUCCAUUUUCAAACAAACUCUUCACAUUCUCGAGAAAAUAUCAUUUUCCCAGAUUCAGUGCCUACUUUCCUCGGAAAAUGGAUUCUGUUAUCAAUUGGUGAUGUACAUUGAGCAAAGAAGCUCGCAGAUUCGAUCGCAAAAUAAUGAAUCCGUCGACUUCUCCCGAACCGUCUCUCGGCGGGAAACGACGUCGAAGACUCUCGACGCCGUCGCUGUGCUGCGGAGGAUCCACGGCGGCGGAGUUUUGCGGUGGCACGACGGCGGAUUUCGCCGCCUUAUGUUGCUGCGGUCCUUGCAGCGUCGUCAGCCUCGUCGUCCUCGCCGUAUACAAGAUCCCUCGCGGACUCUUCCGCCGUGUGCGGCGGAGACGACGGCUGGCGAAGAGAGGAAACGGAGAUUCAAAGCUGAGCAAAGUCGGGAGCUCGAAGUUCGCCGUUCAUCCGGUAGAGAGCAGAGACGAGGAAGAUCUCGAUAAGCUAGCGAUGGAGCUGAAGGACGGAGGAGAAGGAGAAGACGAGGAGGUGGUUGCGUUAGAGAAGGAGAUGUGGAGCAGAUUCUACAGUGGCGGUUUCUGGCGAAGCCUUUCGCAAGUUGAAACGGCGUCGUCUCCCAAAACCGAUUAGAGAAUCAGAUUCGUAGUUGUUGUAAGACAGUGUGAAUAGUCUCAGAGGAACCAUUUUCAUCUUUAUGUUAAUUAUUAUG
This is a messenger RNA of Brassica oleracea var. oleracea, 857 nucleotides long. RefSeq lists its product as uncharacterized. The record is from RefSeq and is a predicted model, not a curated record. NCBI's taxonomy places the organism in Eukaryota, Viridiplantae, Streptophyta, Magnoliopsida, Brassicales, Brassicaceae. The transcript has a single exon. Bases 299 to 778 code for a protein of 159 amino acids.